This is a messenger RNA of Phytophthora sojae, 1941 nucleotides long. RefSeq lists its product as hypothetical. The transcript has 2 exons. Gene Ontology annotation, cellular component: nucleus. Lineage: Eukaryota; Oomycota; Peronosporomycetes; Peronosporales; Peronosporaceae. The record is from RefSeq and is a predicted model, not a curated record. Gene Ontology annotation, molecular function: mRNA binding. The coding region runs from base 1 to 1773 and encodes 590 amino acids.
AUGAAUCUACUCAGCGACAAGAGACACAGGUUGACUAACUGGCUGGCUGGCUCAUGCAUUUCAUUCAUUCCAACAGAGGGGGCGGAGCUCAAGGAGGCCAUCAAGCGCCAGGUGGAGUUCUACUUCUCGCGCGCCAACCUGGCCAACGACGCGUACCUCGUGUCGCAGAUGAACUCGCAGAUGUACGUGCCCGUGGAGGUCAUCAUCAACUUCUCCAAGAUCAAGCAGCUCACGGACGACGCCGCGCUGCUCGUCGAGGCCGUGCAGGACUCCACGAUCUGCUCGCUGAACUCGGCCAAGGACGCCAUCAAGCCCAACAUCAAAUCUGAGCGCACCACCAUCAUCCUGCGCGAGAUCCCGUCGUCCACCAAGCCCGAGGAGGUGGAGGCCAUUUUCGACGGCUGCGGCAAGGUCGCCAGCGUGCGCAGCGACGUGGGCGACACGUGGUUCGUGACCAUGAACACGGAGGCCGAGGCCGUGAGCACGCUGCUGGCGCUGCGCAGCAAGACGUUCAACGGCGCCGCCAUCAAGGCGCGCCUCAAAUCCGAGAACGUGCUCAAGUCCUUCUACCCCUCACAGCCGGCGGAGAACGUCAUCGCCCCCAGCGUCGGCGCGCCCUACGGUGGCCGCGGCUACUACGCCUCGCCCAACAUGGGCUACUACGACAACUACGGCGUCCAAUACAACACAGUGAACCCGCGCGCGGGCCAGCACCACAACUACAACAACAAUAACGGCGAGAUCGGCCGGUAUGCCGGCAACAACCAGCGUGGUGGCGCUGCCGCCGGCCGUGGCCAGGGCCGUCAGAACCGUGCAAACGGCGCAGGCGCGCAUCAGCAGAAGGACGCGCGCGCCAAGAGCGGCAGCUUUGAGCAGCGCGCACCGGGCAGCUCGCGUAAGAACAAGAACAAGGGAGCCAAAGCUGCGGCCCAGCAGCAGCAGGCGAACGGCAGCAACAACGGCAAGAAGGCCGCUGCUGCGGCCCCUGCCGAACGUCAGCCUGUGCUGAACGCGGCCAACUUCCCGCCCCUCCCCACGGCUCUGGAGAAGGCUGAGACGUCGAAUGUGAUUACCUACAAGUACGCUCACGAGGACAUUAUGGAGAUCGUUAAGAACAUGGACGAGAAGGACUGCAUGCUGCCGGAGGGUAAGAUGGACUACGCUGUGCACCCGGCGGCGCUUACGGCCGAGGCCCACCCGGACCUGCUGCGCAACCAGCGUACGUACAGUAUUGAGCAGGCUCGUGACGCCAUGCGCCAGGGACGACCGAUCCGCAGUGACUCCGUUGGAUCUAUCGACUACGAAAGCAUGAUGUACGGCGAAGACUACACGAAGGAGGCUCGCGAGCAGCGCAAGCAGAAGGCGGAGAGCGCCCCAGCCGCCGCCGCCGCUGACGCUGCUUCUGCUGCCAAGCCGGCUGCUGCGCCUGCAUCAUCUAAGACUAGCGUUGUUCCGGCCAAGGUUGUCGGCUACGCUGCGGCCGUGAUCAACGGAACCCCGGCCACGGCCCCUGAGCCCAAGAAGAAGCAGUCUGCUGCGAAGCCUACCUCGAAGACUGCCUCCAAGGAGGAUAAGAAGCCCGCUGCCAAGAAGGCGGCUAAGACUGCAGAGAGCGCGCCGAAGACGGCUGCUGCCCCGGCGGUGGACGAGUCGCUGCCCAAGGCUGGUGCUUGGGGUGGUCGUAACUUCCUCGAUGUGGUAAAGGCCGACCCGCCUGCUGCACCUGUGAAGGCGACGCCAGCAGCUCCCGCGAGCGAAAGCGAGAGCAAGUAGAUGACUGGCGCAUUGGCGAGGAGGCAGGAGGCUGAGGUGAUGCGUGGUGGUUAGGCGAGGAAGCACUCGUCCGACCUGGGUCUUGGUCUAGUGGCGGCGCGCCUCGAGGCUGUAGAGGCGGCUGGCUGGUUGGUGGUGUGGCGAGCGGGUCCGUGGUUACAGCUUCGG